Micropterus dolomieu (smallmouth bass) is the source of this 759-nucleotide messenger RNA. RefSeq names its product calcium-binding protein P-like. The transcript has a single exon. The annotation marks the transcript as partial. NCBI's taxonomy places the organism in Eukaryota, Metazoa, Chordata, Actinopteri, Centrarchiformes, Centrarchidae. The record is from RefSeq and is a predicted model, not a curated record.
GAGCCCAAGCAGCCCCAGUUGCCCCAGCGGCCUAGCUACCCGCCCCAGCGGCCUGAGCCAGAGGAGCCCAAGCAGCCCCAGUUGCCCCAGCGGCCUAGCUACCCGCCCCAGCGGCCUGAGCCAGAGGAGCCCAAGCAGCCCCAGUUGCCCCAGCGGCCCAGCUACCCGCCCAACCAGUUUCAGCCCCAGGUGCUCCAGCGGCCCAGCUACCCGCCCAAGCAGCCUCAGGUGCCCCAACGGCCCAGCUACCCGCCCAAGCAGCCCAGCUACCCGCCCAACCAGUUUCAGCCUCAGGUGCUCCAGCUGCCCAGCUACCCGCCCAAGCAGCCUCAGGUGCCCCAGCAGCCUAGCUACCCGCCCAACCAGUUUCAGCCUCAGGUGCCCCAACGGCCCAGCUACCCGCCCAAGCAGCCCAGCUACCUGCCCAACCAGUUUCAGCCUCAGGUGCUCCAGCUGCCCAGCUACCCGCCCAAGCAGCCUCAGGUGCCCCAGCAGCCUAGCUACCCGCCCAAGCAGCCCAGCUACCCGCCCAACCAGUUUCAGCCUCAGGUGCUCCAGCUGCCCAGCUACCCGCCCAAGCAGCCUCAGGUGCCCCAGCAGCCCAGCUACCCGCCCAAGCAGCCCAGCUACCCGCCCAACCAGUUUCAGCCCCAGGUGCUCCAGCUGCCCAGCUACCCGCCCAACCAGUUUCAGCCCCAGGUGCUCCAGCUGCCCAGCUACCCGCCCAACCAGUUUCAGCCCCAGGUGCCCCAGCAGCCC